AUGGAGCGAGAAGAUUGUAGGAAGCGAUGGAUCAAGCUGGAUAGUAAGAUCAAUAAGGGUCUUUGGAGCCAAGAGGAGAAUAAGCGCCUUCAUGAGGGCGUCGCAAAGUAUUCGACCGUGUGGACCGAGGUUGCUCAGGUAGUGGGAACUCGUCAACCAGAUCAAUGCGCCAAACGUUGGCAACACUUUCUGGACCCAGACCUGGAUCGCAGUGAAUGGACACCAGAGGAAGACAAUAUUCUCCUCGCAGAAGUUGAGAAGAGAGGUCGAAAUUGGGCACAGAUAGUCGACGAAGUGCUACACCGUAGGUCUGCCAACGAUGCCAAAAACCGUGGAAAUCCCUCCAGCUCAGGACAACGAGGAGAGGCCCGCGUGCUUAUCUCCACCACAGCCAAUUCAGAACUAGGGCACGAAGAUCUCCAUAUUGAUAGUGAUAUGUUUUCCCAAAGCGCGAACAGUGCUGGUAAACAACCAUCAAAUACAGCCAGCCCUUCUGAACUGCCACAUAAUGGUAGCACUCCCGAGAUACUGGGCGAGAUGGAGAUAGAGCACACAGGGUCGCUGGAGUCCUGGGUAGAUUACGUGAUGGGUACCGGUAUACUCAUGGGAACCGACUGCCCUACACCGGCGCUCUGUAACGACGAUAGCCGGAUAAAUACAGCUCAAAGUGAAGAGCGCAAAAUGCAACUUGACGCUAUUACUAGAACUACUACUACUACUACUACCACAUCCAAUACUAUAACGACUGAUCCAAGGCUUACAGUUGAUGAAUUGCAAACAAGCCUUGAUUGGGACUGGGAUCAAGUUCCAGAUAUGGAUUUGACGCCGCCAGAUCGGGAAUCUAUCCAGAGCAGAACCAUGAUUCUCCAGCAGAUGCAGCCGGAGCAAAUCUCACGAGUCAUGGAUUUCCUACUCUCAUGGAACACGCCCAUUGACGUGAAGAUUGUAAACCGGGAGUGA
Talaromyces amestolkiae is the source of this 960-nucleotide messenger RNA. RefSeq lists its product as uncharacterized. NCBI's taxonomy places the organism in Eukaryota, Fungi, Ascomycota, Eurotiomycetes, Eurotiales, Trichocomaceae. Gene Ontology annotation, molecular function: RNA polymerase II cis-regulatory region sequence-specific DNA binding; DNA-binding transcription factor activity, RNA polymerase II-specific. Gene Ontology annotation, cellular component: nucleus. Gene Ontology annotation, biological process: positive regulation of transcription by RNA polymerase II; mitotic cell cycle. The record is from RefSeq and is a predicted model, not a curated record. The transcript has 4 exons. Bases 1 to 960 code for a protein of 319 amino acids.